This is a messenger RNA of Bactrocera oleae (olive fruit fly), 1269 nucleotides long. The record is from RefSeq and is a predicted model, not a curated record. NCBI's taxonomy places the organism in Eukaryota, Metazoa, Arthropoda, Insecta, Diptera, Tephritidae.
UUUUUCCAAACCUUGCUUCUACUUAUUUACUACAAUAAUAAUCCAAGGACACAUAUUUCGGUUGUGAAUUUCACUUUGACCUGUGCGCCACAUAUGCAAUUAUUGCCUUUGGCUAAACCGUUAUUGUGGUCACAGUUCGGUAAGAAUGACAUUGUCGCUGUUGAAGGAUACGAAAAGGAAACUGAGCGACGUUUACACUGGACAACGACUGAUUGGCUUGUAAAGCACAAAUGCGCCGUAAAACUGCAUAACAUCACCACAGCUGACGGCUAUGAGUUUCUGUUGCAUCGCAUACCCAAACCAGGCAAUCAUCCGGUAUUGUUGGUACACGGUUUGCUGACAUCAUCACUUUCUUCGAUACUACUCGGACCGCGAGUCAGCCUGGCAUUUCUGCUGGCAGACCGCAAUUGCGAUGUUUGGCUUGCGAAUUUGCGUGGCUCUUCAUAUGAACGCCAUUACAGGCAGCUAGAAAAUAAAGCCCUAGACUAUUGCGCAUAUGACAUUCCCGUCGUAAUGGAUCACAUUGGGAACGCAAACUCUUUCCAGAAGUUGCUGGUCUAGCUGGUAACCGUUGCGCUGAAUGCAUUUUUGGUUCUCUGUUCUGUUCACCCCGAGUACAAUGAGCGCAUUCUGUUAAUGCAAGCUUUAGCCCCAAUUGUGCAGCUUCAUGGUUUUGUGCGUUUCAAAUCGGAGGAUGUCCGCCGCUUGUUAAGACUAGUUCGCGCAAGUUGGAAAAAGGGGUCCUAUGAGCUCCGUCCUGGCUAUCUACGUAAUAAGUGUCUAAAAAUCGGUUUUGACGACCAUCAGGAGUGUCUAAAAAUCAUGAAAACUUUUGCUGGCAGUAAGCGUUACUCGAAAUCAAUUUAACCUCUUCUUUAUGGCCAACUUUUACAAGGUGCUUCUCUAAAAGAAAUCAAGCAUCUACAACAAAUAUGGGAUUCUGGCGAUUUCGUUGCCUUUCACUACGAUGUGGAGGGUAAUCGCAAGUGUUAUAAUUCUGUGGAACCAUACAAUUAUAAUCUCAAUCUAAUAAUCUCACCGCAUCUGCUCUAUUUCAUAAAAAGCGAUGCCAUAGCAACGCUCGAGGGCGUGCAUAGCAUUUACUCACGUCUAUUAAAUGCGGUGGCCGGUGUAUAUCGGUUAUACGCCGUCAAAUUUAAUCAUAUCGACUUUCUAUGUGUGAGCGAUGUAAAAACUUUGGUCAACGAUAGAGUCAUCGCUAUGAUGGAACAACACUUGGCCGGUAAAUUGUCAUACGUAAUUGAAUGA